Messenger RNA from Brienomyrus brachyistius, 3443 nucleotides. RefSeq names its product transmembrane protein 151B (gene tmem151a). The record is from RefSeq and is a predicted model, not a curated record. Bases 494 to 2161 code for a protein of 555 amino acids. The transcript is spliced from 3 exons. NCBI's taxonomy places the organism in Eukaryota, Metazoa, Chordata, Actinopteri, Osteoglossiformes, Mormyridae.
GUCCGCGUGCGCGCAGGGAAAGUCGCCUGCCGAUAAUUUUCUAAUUUAACAGUCAAUGUGAUGUCAUUGUGAGGGAGAGACGCCAGGGAGCGUCUUAAUUCGCCAUCUAUUGCGCUCACUCCAUCUUCACUCCGUCCCUCCCCCGGAUCCCGUCGGUCAGAACGGCAGACGCACGCAUUACCUUCCCUGGACCAUUCAGUGGGUCACCACCAUCCGAGAAAAGCAACUACAGGUGAAAGUAAUAACCGUAAUAAAUAAGCCGGCUGCGGGAGAGGAUCGCGGAAAGGGCGAAGCAAGAAGGUGGGAUAUUAUUUACGGAGGAUAAUGCGCGAAAGUCGCCUUCGCUGCUGUCGGAGAAUCGGAAUAGAGCAAGCGGUGGAUGGGGUGACAUACCCCACAAGGAGGUCCCGAAGCUGGCCCGCCGGGUUGUGCGCGUCCUGGACCGGUCUCCGGUGCUGACGGGCGAGAUCCGGAUAGGGGGGUAGGAGACAGGAUGCAGGGGGUGACGGUGACCGGAGAGGCGCCCAUUCUGAAUGGUGGCGGGAGGGAAGAGCAGCGCCCCCUGAAGCAGUCCCUGAGCGGCUCCCUGUGUCGAGAGUCCCACUGGAAGUGUCUGCUGCUCACUCUGCUCAUGUACGGCUGCUUCGGCACGCUGGGCUGGUGCUCCUUCUACCGCGUCACCGUCAUGGCCGACGACCACGGCUCCGCCUUCUACUACGGCAGCCGCGCCCGCCUCUACCACGACAGCCCCUGCUCCAACGGCUACGUCUACAUCCCCCUGGCUUUUCUGGUGAUGCUCUACGCCGUCUACCUGGUGGAGUGUUGGUACUGCUACUCCAAGACCUCCACCCUUGCCAAGGUGGAGAUCAGCGACGUCUACGAGCGCGUGCAGCGCCUCCAGCGGGCCACGCCCUGCAUCUGGUGGAAGGCCAUCAGCUACCACUACGUGCGGCGCACGCGGCAGGUAACACGCUACCGCAACGGCGACGCCUACACCACCACGCAGGUCUACCACGAGCGCGUCAACACGCACGCCGCCAGCUCCGAGUUCGACUACACCCGGCACGGCGUCAAGGACGUCUCCAAGGAGCUGCUGGGCCUGCUGGACCACCCGGCGACUCGGCUCCGCUUCACCAAGUGCUUCAGCUUUGCCAGUGCCCGUGCCGAGACCGCCUACCUCACCCAGCGUGCCCGCUUCUUUGGAGACAACGAGGGUCUGGACGACUACAUGGAGGCCCGCGAGGGCAUGCAUCUGAAGAACGUGGACUUCCGCGAGCACAUGCUGGCCUUCCCCGACCCAUCUCGCCAGCCCUGGUACUCGCGGCGCCACAUCUUCUGGUUGGCGUCCAUCCUCUUGCUCUCCUGGCCCCUGCGCGUGGUCUCUGAGUACCGGACAGCGUACGUGCACUACCAUGUGGAAAAGCUGUUCGGGGAGGGCGAGGAUGCCAAUGACAACACACCUGAGGAUGGAGGCUUCCGGGCCGGUGGGGAGAGCGGGGGCCCCAAUUACCGCAUGAUCUCACGGGUCAACACCGUAGACAUGACCGAGCUGGAGUGGCACAUCCGCUGCAACCAGCAGAUGGUGCCCAGCUACUCUGAGGCCUUGCUCAUGGACCCGGACCCCAACGCGAACCCUGCUUUGCCAACUAGGGGGAGCUCCCUGGCCAGGUUGGGGCCCCACAGUGGUGGCUACUUCCUCCAGAACUGCCCCCGCUGCAGGAGAUCCCCCAGUAGCGCUUCGCUGCCCUCGAGGGUGAGGGGUAGUGUCGCCAUUGCGACGGCGGGGCGCCCAGGGGGCCGCGGGGCCACGAGGCUGGCACCAAGCCGCAGCGGAUUCUCCCUGGGCCGCCUGCAGACGUCACGCCAUGCCUGCCUGUUCCACUCCAGGAGCUUGGGAGGCCUAGGAGCCAGGGGGGAGGAAGGGGGCGGGGGGUUCCUGGGAUUUGGGGCCCGACGGGAUGAGGAGAGCCAGGGUGUGCUGGGGAGAGGGGGGUACGGCGAUGAGGAGGAGGAGGAAGAGAGGGCGUCCGAGCAGGAUGUGGAGGGGGAGACGGACACAAAUCGGCAAGGAGACAGACCCCCCGACUACCGUGAUGCUCUGUUCUUCCCCUUGCUGAUUGUCCACGGGGAGGAGAGUUGCCAUGGCGAAGGAGCGCUGUGAUGGAGCUGCCACCGACAGGAACGGGCGUCCGUACCCGGAGAGAGGGACAGGGGAGGGCGCGGGCGGGUCAGGGAGACAGACACAGAGAGGAGAAACAUAUGGAGCCUGAGAGGAGAGAGACGGCAGGCGAGUGUCAGGGGAGGAGGCAGACUCGAGCGAGCUUUCAGAGCUUGGGGGACAAGUAAUAACCGUGACAGGCUGUCUUCUGAAGAUGGAUGAACAGGAGGGGCUUUGCACUAAAGGGUGAGCUAAUGGUGAAUGCAGAGCAGCUCCAUAAAGCUGCCUGUGAAUGUAAACCUCACACCAGAGCAGAAGAUGACAGGCCUGACACCAGCUAGUUCUGCAGGUGGAGACUGUCGUCUGGUGACGCUUGAGGUGUAAACAUGAGGACUGCUAAUGCAGGACUGCUUCGGCCUACUGUCUGCUGGUCUUCAGGCGCUUCCCUGGUAGUGACCUUUGGGCUUUUGCGUUUAAUCUACGCCAAAAUGAAUGGUUUCCACCCCAUUCAUCUCCGGACAAUAUGGCCUCAAAUCGGCGUCACCUUCAUAACAGUUAUGGCCCUUUAGGUCACACUAGAUGACUUUUUAGGUUUGCGGGCAGAAGCAGAAAAGUCAGAAACUACGAUUUGUCACGAGUGGCGAUUAUGGUUCGCCCAGAACGAGGCAAUGAGGACUUCAAUGUCUCCUGGAUACAGCACAAGCAUCUGUCAUAUAGCACACAUAAAAUGAAAUGUACGGACUCUCUGUGGAGCAAGUGUAGUAUGUGCCUACAGUGAAUUGCUGGUGGACAGUCACCCCCCCCCCCCACCCCACCCCAUCAUCACCCUCGGGAUGAUCACCACGUGCACAGGGGACGACUUUUAGAGUUAUGGGGUCUGAUGUUAUGAUUCUUUUCCCCCUGCAUUUAAACUGAAAUGAUAAACAGAGCAGACUCUCAGAGGGAUAGGAAGAUCUGGAAUGGUGAUGGAGGGAGAGAGGGACAUUCUACCCGCUGCCUGUGUCUUGCGGGCGCCAUGGCGACGGAGCAGCCGGAUGCACUGGUGCUCGGCGCGGAGGUCCUGCUUGCAGAGGCAGCGCAGGUGCAGAUGCGAUGCUGGGAGCAGAGCGCGCAGCUGUCUGCCGUGGCCGCCCAGCUGCGGCACGAGAGCCAGGUGCUGCAGGAGCAGUGCGGCGCCGCCCUGGUGGACAUGGCUGAGCUGCGCGGGAGGCUGGAGGAGCUGCUGGACACCAAGGCAGCGUUCGAAGCCCGGGAGAGGCAGGCACGCAAGCUCAGCAAGCAGCUA